AGGUAUUGCUCAUUUUGCGGAGCGGCAGCCCCAUUCAUAGGGCUAGUAGGCAGGCAGGCAAAGCGCAGGAGCGGCCAAACACCAUCACCGACGUAGUGUGCGAGCCAAAUGAUGGUCUCUCACUGAACAACACCAGGCCAGGUUCGACUGCGCGAUCGCUACCAGCCGCUGCGACAUCGGACCAAGUCAAACCGAAACCAUCCUGUCAGGAAUGGGAUUUGAAUGUCUUGAUUGAAUACUGGAGGUCCUCUCCUGCGCUCUCGACCUGCCGCGGAAAUAGAAAGACUUCCUAGUCGCCUGGAUCCUCAUCGCUGCCGCAAACCGGCCACUCUCCCUCGGCUCAUUUAACCCAGGCUGUCCGCGGACCACUGGCUCUGGCAUCUGGACACAUCGGAACCGGUCUAUCCGUCGUUGAAGAUACGGAAACGUGCCUGUGUGUGCUUUUGCUGCCUGUAUAAUGCCGACACAUUUGCGGAUCCGGAGAAGGUCAUUCCUUGGGCUUUUAUUCCUUUUUUCACUGUCCACCUCCGCAUUGUAUUUCAUCUACUCCGCCCCCGGAAUCGUGAAUGAGUAUGUGUUCAUGGUCCAAGCCAGAGGGAUCCAGAUCAGAGAGAACGUGAAGAACAUCGGGGCUCAGGUUCUGGAGCAGGUGGUGAGAGGAGCAUACAGCAUCAAUGGCACAGAUUAUGCCUAUGACUUCAACGUGAGCGAGAGUGAUGCUCCUUCCACCACAUACCUCCCUGAGGGCUUCACCUACCUCCCCUCUCAGAUUUGCCCUGAGAGGCUGCCCUCCAUGAAGGGCAGGUUACAGGUGAAUAUGAGUGAGGUGUCUUUGGAGGAGGUGGAGAGAUCCUUGCUGGAGGAAGAGCCUAACGUGGUCCCAGGAGGCUACUGGAAGCCCAAAGACUGUUUACCUCGCUGGAAGGUGGCAAUCCUAGUCCCGUUCAGAAACCGACAUGAACACUUACCCAUUCUCCUGAGACACCUGGUGCCAGUGCUGAAAAAACAGAGACUCCAGUUUGCCUUUUAUGUCAUAGAGCAGGGAGGCACGGAGCCAUUUAACCGAGCCAUGUUGUUCAACGUGGGCUACAAGGAGGCCAUGAAGGACCUGGACUGGGACUGCUUGGUCUUCCACGACGUGGACCACCUCAUGGAGAACGACAGGAACUAUUAUGGCUGCACAGACAUGCCCCGACACUUUGCAGUCAAACUCGACAAGUACUCCUACAUGCUUCCGUAUAAUGAGUUCUUUGGUGGUGUCAGUGGCCUGACGGUGAAGCAGUUCAAAAAGAUUAAUGGAUUUCCUAAUGCAUUCUGGGGCUGGGGAGGAGAGGACGAUGACCUCUGGAACAGGGUGCGGUUUGCCAAUUACAGCGUAAGCAGACCACAUGGAGAGCAGGGACGCUACAUGUCAAUUCCACAUCACCAUCGCGGGGAGGUCCAGUUCCUGGGAAGGUAUAGUCUACUACGUCACUCAAAGGAGAGACAGAAAGUGGAUGGCCUCAACAACCUAAACUACUCCCCCCUAGUGUCCAGGAGGCCUCUCUACACCAACAUCACAGUCAGCUUGAGCAGAAAGCUUGCACCCAUAGCUGACUACUGACGUAGGAACAGCUGGACUGCAAAAACACCUGGGAAUCAAAGUCCUCUGGGACAUCAGCCAUAUCUCACCAGUUGCAGCACUGCUUAGGACUUUUUAGUUGAUUGAUUCUUUGCUUUUUUUCUUUUGUUUGUAUGCAAAAAAAAUAUAUAUACAGGAGACUCAAAUAAGUAUGUUGGAUAAAUCUUAAAAAAGAAAUUAAGGAUAAAUGCUGCACUUGCUUGUGCCACAGUCCAUCACUCCUCUCAUCUGGGCUUAUCUAGUCUUCAGUCUCCACAUGCCUUUUGCACCAUUUUGGCCUUCAGCAUCCAUUCAUUCAUCCAUUUUCUUAUUCAGUCAAAGAUUAACUCAGCCCUACACAAUUGUACUUGUUAAUGAAAAUAGGUUAUGAUACACGAACACACACACACACACACACAUGCACACAACAGUUUGACUAACACGUGCUGACCUGGUCCCUGAGGCUUUGAUUUACUUUUUUUUUUUUUUUACUUUGCUCUUGCACUUCUUCUUUUCAUAAAUGCAGUAAGCCUGUGAAAACAUUUGCAUGCACACACACACACGACCACACAACAACUUUUAACCGCAUGGACUCUUGCAGCUGGUUCUGCAGAAGGGUUGCCAAAUCUACAAGUGAAGAGAGCGAGAGAAAAUGCUAUGACGAGUGAGUGUUUUCAGUCAUGUAUACUGUAUGUGAAAUAGUCUAUCCUAACCUUAGAGAAUAUUAAUACCUUAAUCAUCUCUCACCGACUAUAUUUUGUCCUGUGAACAUACCAUUUUAAAGACUGUGAUGUUUGUGUUUGCGUAGUUGCAUUGGAUGUUCUGGCUGCCUGCAUGUGGCUGUAUGUUGGAGAGCAAUGCUCCUCCUAUUAGCAAUAAGCUGUAAUAUCAGACAGCAGAACUUAGACCUGACUUCCUCACUAUACAGAUGCAAUAGCAUGGGUGCUAGCAUACCCUGAUUGGACGACAGAAAAGGAGUGACUGCGUAUGUAAACUUCACAUUCAACAUACCUUUGCCUAAGCAAACAUGCCACCCCUUUUCAAACCUGCGUGUGUCUGCGUGCGUGUCUGUGUGUGUAUAUAAGUGAGGGAGAGCUAUGCAAAUGGCCUGUAUAUAUCCUGUUGUCAGUGUAAGGUCUUCAGGGUGACCUCCAGGAGACUUCACCCCUGAAUCUGUGACCGACUGACCUCACUUUGUGGUGUGCAAGUCCAGGCCAGGGAGAGAUAAACAGUUUUAUUUUUUAGAUCCCACAUCCUUAAUGUUUACUCACCUUCUUCUUCUUCUUCUUUUUUUUUUUUUCCGGGAGAAUUGGAGGUAGAGAAUACUUGAUUGCUGUCACCGUCACUUGUGUUUACAGAAGCUUUUGCUUUGUUAUUUUUCAGAUUGACUAGUGUUUGUAAUACUGUUAGCCAGCCCUCCUCCACUGUGGGUGCUGUGAGAACUGUAUCUUUACAACAACCAAUCUAAUGGCUGCCUUUAUUUUUUUAACUGACACUUCUUUACCUAGACGAGGAUAGGACAAAAUGCUUAUCUUAGACAUCAGGUGUUAAACCACUGAUUAGCUUUGUUGGCUUGUUGCCAGGCUUUGGUCAGUGAGGUUGUUUGUGUAAAUCAGACUUCAGGAUGUUGGUCUAAGUCGAGUGUCCGGUUCGGUGGCAUGCAGCCUAACACCGUGCAUUGACACAGACUGACAGCACUCUGGCAGUACACAGCAGUUGCUAUAAUGUUCCCUUCUCUGGUUUGUGUGUUUGACAGUGUUGAUUUUGAGUAAAAUAUCCCAAUACUGUAAACGUAGUUCCUUUUUAAAGAAACAAAAACAUACAGACACUCUCUCCUCACUGUCUGUCCUCUAGUCAUGCAGCUACUUCAUUUCACACAAAUCGCCUUGUAUGCAUUUCUUAAGAUGUAUCUUUUCGGGGGGAAACGUGGGUGGUUGACAAACUGUUGUGUUCCCACAAUGAAAUAACAAGUAAAGAGGCUGGACCUCGUUUUAUUUAUUUGACCUUUUAUGAAUUAUUUUCUGUAAUUGUUCAGUUUUAAUUUUUUUUUUUUUUCUUGCGGUUGAUGUGAUGAUGUAGUAGGUGACAUAUGACAGACUGUGUUAGAUGCACUGAAACUUGUAGUAAUGUGUAUUUAUGUGGGAUUGUGAGGUUCAGGUCUGUGUAAAUGGGUAGGCGUUCCAUUUCAUUUCUAUGAAACCGAACGCGACCUGUAGCCUGGUGUGUAUUAAUCUGCUGAACAGACACGUUGGAGGCGGCCAUUUUGUGUGACAACCACAGGAAGAGCAAGACACCUAAUCAGAAGAAUGCUAGUGGCCAUUUUCUUCCACCGGGCACCUCCUUUUAUACUAAUUGAUAAUCAAUGGUGCUGACCUUCCAGAGCUCCCUGUGAGGGAGUCUCUCUCUACGUGCUUACUGGAAGCCAAUCUCAACAUCGUAAAGGCAAGUAUCGACAGGCAAAACAUCCCUCCAACCUGCACAUAAGUGGCAUAGAUAUCCAGUGAUUUUUUUCAUCCAUACAUUUAAAAAAAAAAAAAAAAAAAAACCUGCUACCUUUUCAUCCUGCCAGGUGAAGCUAAUUUGUGUUUUUGUUGCUCUGGUUCAUCACCACAAACAGAAGCACGUGUUUACCUCCUAGCCAAUCACCCAGGAGGUGCCCGGUGGAAGUCGUGGUCACUGGCGGCAUUUGUGUUAAGUUUUCUUUUCCAUGUGUGUUUGAGUGAAAUGGCUAAACCUUACAGAGGUCUAACUGUCCUCCUUCUAGACUUUGAGGUGUUUUUUUUAAUUUUGUUUUAUUUUGUUUUCCAGCACUGAUAUGAAAUGAUUUAUAGUGACCUGGUUGUGGAAAACACAACAGGUGUUUUUUCUAGUUCUUGACACUUACAUGACACACUGUAUAUUAUCUUUUAUUUUUUUUCAUUGCUUUAAAUUAAAAGCUAGAUGGACAUAUAGCAAAAGCCAAAUGGUUUUAGUUUUUGAGUGUUCGGGUGAAGAUUCAGACCCGGAGUGACCUCUCAAUAUAGAGAGGCCCUCUGGAUGACGUAUAUACUCUUAGAGUCAGUAUUAGGCUCUAUACUCCACAAUAUAGAACGAGCAGCUUCAUCAGCCAUAAUCAACAAGAUGGGUUUUCUGACUACUAGACAGGUUUGUCCACUCUGACGAAGUAACAGGCAAAUCAGUCAGCGCUCUCUUGCUUGUUUAAACCAGGAAAUGGUUUUUCGGUUUGUGAUGAGAGCCUGCUGGCUCGUCUUGUCCCGGUUAUAUGUGUAUAUAUACUGUUCACGGUCUCGAUCUAGACCAAGACCAAGCCUGCUGCUCUCUAACGAGGCUUCAUUGUACCAUAAUCUCACCUGCUCUGAUCCAUUCUGUACCAGUUUAAAUGAAGGGACCAUUUUUUGGGCAUCUGACAAGACUGGCAGCCUUAAAGCUUCUUAAUUUAUUGCAGUGGGUUUUAUUUGUUUUUUUGUUUUUUUUCACAUGUUUUUUCUUUUUUAUAAGCAAAAAUAUUUAAAUAUGAAAAAAGUGCAUAUCAAGAAAAACGAUCAUUGUAAAUAUUGUGUGUAGUGUUUUAGAAAUUCUAUAAGGUCUUAAAUCACUACAGAUGCUAGCAUAAAGAACAAGGCUUUUGGAGGGAUUUGGCUGGGGGUUUAUCCGGUGCCAUUUAAAUGCUAGUGAAGCUUACACAGCGACAUCAGUGUUGUUACAUCACCGCUUCCCAGCACAGCCUUUUUGUUGAAAUUAAAAAUAUAUUCCAUGAAUCUUAGAUUCCUCUCACAAUCUCCGAGGUGUUCUGCAUUCCAGAGGCCUCCCUAUACUUAAUAUGCUGGAGCAGUAGAAGAGACAUAUCAUGGCAGACAUUGGCAUCAAUCUUCAGACGAAGUUCUGUGUCCUUGUUUCUGCGUGUGAUGUCACUUUGAUAGUGACAGCAGUUGGGGUAAGGUGUAGGUCAAAGGAAAGCACUGCGGGAUAGCAAUGUGUCAGCCAAAAACACCAUAUGCUUACAAUGCAAUGAAACACAGGCACCCAAACCAGCGACACAAUCCACUCUAAAAUCUACAGAGAUUCAUUUUUUUGUAUGAAAGCUAACUAUUAAAAAAAAAACAGAUACAGAUGACUAAAUUUAAAAUAUUUCUUCUCUGAUUGUAAGGAGAGCAGCUCUCCUUGAAUUGAAGCCAUUUGAAGCCACUUGUCAAAACUUGAUGUCAGCCUUAUGUGGAUCUGUUUGUGUAUCGGCAUAUUAUCUUUUGAUUAUUGAAAUUUGUAUGAUGGAGAUUUUCUUUUAUACCAUCAUUGUUAUUGUCAGAGUACACCAAUAAAACGAAACUUGUAAAGAUACAGUA
Messenger RNA from Epinephelus lanceolatus (giant grouper), 5940 nucleotides. RefSeq names its product UDP-Gal:betaGlcNAc beta 1,4- galactosyltransferase, polypeptide 5 (gene b4galt5). Gene Ontology annotation, cellular component: Golgi apparatus. Gene Ontology annotation, biological process: glycoprotein biosynthetic process; carbohydrate metabolic process. The record is from RefSeq and is a predicted model, not a curated record. NCBI's taxonomy places the organism in Eukaryota, Metazoa, Chordata, Actinopteri, Perciformes, Serranidae. Gene Ontology annotation, molecular function: UDP-galactose:glucosylceramide beta-1,4-galactosyltransferase activity.